CUCAGCCGGGAGCAUGGCGGCGGCGGCGGCGGCGGCGGCGCGCCGGGUGCCACUGGGCCGGGAGGCGCACGGCGUGUACAGCCUCUGCUUCGGCGCGGGGGGCGCGCAGCUGGCCGCGGGCUUCGGCGACGGCGCCGUGCAGCUGGUGGACGCCGGGACGGGCGCGCCGGGCCCCUGCCUGCGGCCGGGCCGGCGUGCGCGCCAGGCCGUCACCGCGCUCGGCUUCCACCGCGCCAAGCCCGGGCUGCUGCUGGCCGCCGGAGCCGACGGUGUCGUCGUCCUCUACGACCUGCGCGCGGGGAGCGCCGCGGCCUCUCUGACUGAGGAGGAGAACGAGAUCCACGCGCUGGACUUCUGCCGCGACGGCAGCUCCUUCGCCACGGCCGGCAAGGACCGGCACAUCCGCCUCUACGACAGCCACACCCACCAGCUGGCCCAGGUGGUGCGUGCGCCCGACUUCAUGGCCGGGGACGAGUUCACGCCCUUCAGCGGCCACUCCCGGCGGAUCUUCGCGCUGCGCUUCCACCCCACCGAGCUGCACCUCUUCCUCACCGGCGGCUGGGACAACUCCGUCAAGGUGUGGGACAAGCGCGUGCCCAAAGGGGCGCAGCGGGUGAUCAACGGGCCUCACAUCUGCGGCCCCGGCAUCGACGUCAAGGGAGAACAUAUCCUGACUGCCUCCUGGGUGCCCCGCAACGCUCUCCAACUCUGGGACCUGCGGAUGUCUCGACUGUGGCAAAACGUGCCCUUCCCUGGCAACCCCACCCAGGGAGAGUUCCUCUAUUCAGCCCAGUUCUGCACUGAGGAUGUGGUGGUGGCCGGGGGCAGUGGUACCAGUGGAGCUGGGAUUAUCCAUACUGGGACUGGCCAGGUGAUCGGGGAGAUCCUGCUGCCCAACAAGCCUGUUCAUGUAGUGGCUUCGGCUUCCAAAGGGCAGCCCGUGGCUGUAGCAGGUGCAGGGGGAAACCUCUACCUUGCAGAACUGCACUGAGUCCCAGAAGCAGACAGAGCACGAGGCCGCCUUGCCUGGGGGCUGAGCCAGCAGAAGAUGAUCCAUGAGUGGUGGCCUAGGUUGCACAGCUGGCAGCUUCUGCCCAGAACCUUUACGGCUGUUCCAACUCCUUGCUCUCCAACCCUGUUACAAGCCCAUUUUGGCCCCCCGCUCCUCCCCACUCCCAUGCUCACGAUUCCGUCCUGCUCCUGUGCACUGUUAGGGGCUGUCCCAUAUCUUUCCCGGGCUGGGACUCCAUCUGGACCUUGAGAUGCAUGGUGUAUGGGUGGUGCCUCCCUGCCAAGGAUUUGUGCAAUAAAGUUUCCUGCAUAUGGAGAGAUGGCUGGCAGGACCCAUGUCUGAGAAA
This is a messenger RNA of Candoia aspera, 1358 nucleotides long. Its product is annotated as ribosome biogenesis protein WDR12 homolog. Lineage: Eukaryota; Metazoa; Chordata; Lepidosauria; Squamata; Candoiidae. Gene Ontology annotation, molecular function: protein binding. The coding region runs from base 14 to 991 and encodes 325 amino acids. The transcript is spliced from 7 exons. The record is from RefSeq and is a predicted model, not a curated record.